CGUACAUCUAGAGAGUGAAAUUCCUAUGCUCUCAUAUAUGGCCAUCGAACUCGAUUCUAACAUAGUUCUUCAUUUGAAAUUUAUCUUUGUAUGGAUUUUAGUGAUGCCUCAACUCACAGAUGGCGGAAGUGUCACAUGGUACGAACCUACUCCUGUGAAGACAACAACGCGUCCAUAUGAAGUGCUUUCCCCUGGCAUCGUACAGGUUUUAGAAGGAUCUUCUGUCGCACUGAACUGGAACUACAGUCUGCCGUUAGGUUUCUUUAUGGCUAUGAUAAAAUUUAAUGGUGAUGGUAUAGCCAUGAUUAGCGCCGGUGGACUAGUUGGUGCUCUUAAUGCACAUUUUCAGGAACGGUUCAACGUUAGCUCGACUCUUGGAAGAGCGUCUUUGUUUAUCUAUAACGUAACGGUUGCAGACGAUAAGACUAAUGGAGAAUUUACCUGUGAGUUACUUGAUUCCAAUGAUAUCUGGAAACGAGCAAUUCAAUUGGAAGUCAUAGUGCCAGCUAAGGUAACUAAUAUCACCGGCCUAAAAACUGUACAAGAAGGCAGUAACCUACUGUUAACCUGUAAAACAUCUGGGAAACCAGCACCAAACAUUACUUGGACCAAAGAAAAGCUAGUCUUGCAAGGAAAUACUGAAUCACUACAACAGGGAGCUAGGCUGAAUAUAAGAAACAUUGGCAGGAAUGAGUCAGGAACAUUCUACUGUAAAGCAUAUAAUGGCUUUGGAAACCCAGACAGUCAGGCAGUUGAUGUGGAUGUCACUUAUGCAGUUAAGAUUGUUAAAUUUCAACCAGAGUAUAUUGUUGUUGUACAACAAAGUGUAACUCUUACCUGUGAAGCAGAAGGAAACCCUCCUCCUACUUACACUUGGACUCCAUGUGACCCAGAACAAGUUUGCAACAAGAAUACUCUUCAUAUUACACAAGUCCUUAAUGAUGCCAACUAUACCUGCAGAGUGGCCAAUGAAUUUAGUAGUGAUGUAAAAGAUGCCAGUGUCUACAUUGGAGGAAAUGUGAUUAAUAUAACCAUUGUCAUCACCAGUGAAAGUUGUACUGAUGGAAAAUACAACCAAUCCUCAUUACUGAUGAAACUCAAAGAACUGAUGAAAGUGGUCUUUGUUAGUAGACCUGGUUACAGGAGUGUGGAAUUGAAAAGUGGAAUCAGGUGUGGAAGUAUAACUGUUGACCUAGCACUAAUAUUCAACUCCACAACAAGAGAGCAAGAUGUUAUUAGAUUUCUUUGGAAUGCUGCCAAAGAUGGGAAACUUGGACAGUUCGAUGUAAGUGCCAUACACGGGACAAGAUCUUCGGUUGAUUUCGAAAUUGGAACAACUGCAGCAGCAGGCACAGUUAUAUCACCUGGAAGUGCCACAGGGAUUAUUGUUGGUGCAGUGGUUGGAUCAGUUGCCACAGUGGCUGUAGCUGUUGGAAUAUUUGUUUUUUUCGUAUGGAAGUCAAGAAGGCGUCGCAGCAAGAAAUCGAAUAGGACAGCAAAAAGAGAGAGGAGAUAUGGAAAAUCAACGGAAGAAAGAGGAAUUUGUGAUACUGAGCGUGAAAAGCCUCAAGGUCAGCAGUACAUGGCAUUGGAUGAGAGGGCUCGACGCGCUGAACCAGUCAGUGAAUACGCCUCUUUAAAUCCAUCUACACGCUAUUGGGAGAUUCCUACAGAGCACGUGACUAUAGAAAAGAUCGUUGGUAAAGGUGCUUUUGGUCAGGUUGCCAAAGCAACAGUCAUAGGCCUCCACGGAAGACUAAAGAAGACACUUGUUGCUGUCAAGAUGUUGAAAGCUGACGCUUCUGCAUUAGAGAGGAAGGACUUAUUGUCCGAACUUGAUUUGAUGAAGCAACUGGCGCCUCAUCCUCAUGUCAUUAAACUACUGGGAUGUGUCACAAAAUCUGGGCCAUUAAUGGUAUUGAUUGAAUAUGUUCCAUAUGGGGAUCUGCUUGGUUACCUGAGAAAGAGCCGUGGAUUAAACGACACUUACUACAAAGACCCGGACGUCAAGCCACAAACAAAUCUGACAUCGCAGCAGCUUAUGAAAUUUGCGUGGCAAGUUGCCGAUGGAAUGUCGUAUUUGUCAUCGAUAUCAAUUAUCCAUCGAGACCUUGCAGCUCGUAAUGUGUUGAUUGGAGAAGGGGAAAUGUGUAAAGUAACAGACUUUGGUAUGGCCAGAGAUGUCCAAGAGGACAACAUUUAUCAACGGAAGUCAAAGGGGCGUCUCCCUGUCAAAUGGACUGCCAUUGAGGCAUUGCUGUACGGAAAAUAUUCCACAAAGAGCGAUGUGUGGAGCUACGGAGUUCUACUCUAUGAGAUUUUCACGAUUGGUGGUUCACCUUAUCCAAGGAUGGAUGGAAGAAAAAUUGCAAAGUUGCUAGAGGAGGGAUACAGAAUGCCUAAACCACAACAUGUGGAUGAGAAGUUGUAUAAAAUAAUGGCAAACUGUUGGAAAGACGAGCCUCACUUGAGACCAUCUUUUGAGAAGUUGAGAAACGAACUCAAAGAAAUGGAAAACCAGCACAAGGGGCUGAUAAACUUAAACAAUUACGACGAUCGACUCUACGUUAAUGUUGACGAUCUUGCUGUGUAAGCGAUUGCAUUCUCAUGGAGCAAAGGAUGGAGUGAUAAAUCUUGCAGCGCUAUGAUAUGCAAUUUUCCCUGUGUAUUUGAAGUUAAACUUUCAUUCUAUGUUAAUACAAAACAAGCUAUUGAACAGCGAAGCGAGGAACAGCUGUACAGCUUUUUUAAAACUUUAUGUUGAAAAGACAAAUGAUUUUUUGGAAAAGCAUAUCAAAGUAACUUUUUAUCGGUGAUAUAAAUGAAAAUUAAUUUUUGAGAGUAAACAUCUAUUUUCGUGUAAAGUGUUAAAAAAAGGAAAAUUGUUUCAAUUGUCUCUUUUUCGGAGGCUAAAAUAAAUGACAAAAUAUGAAAAGACACUCAGUAUAGUGAACGUAAAAGAUUAACUGUUGAGGAACCCGCUCUAUUGAUCAGAAAUUUUUUGUUACUUAUGUAAUUCAGUGCGAAGGCUGAGAAGCCCGACUAAGCCCCAAGGAAACGGCAAUUCCUUUUGCUUUGCUCUUCUAGCAAAUGAACAUCAGUCCUUGAGGAACUUAUAACAAUAAUAGUGUUGUUAUGACAAAUUUAUUUGACGGUUGUUUUUUUUAAUUGCACUCUUAAUUACAGGAAUUGUUUAUUAAGCUAAUGAUUGAACAAAAAUAUUUUUCUUUUGUUAUUUAAACGGUUGCUUUUCGCUCAAAUUUUCGUGUUAGUUUGAAACAUUUUCGGGAUCAAUAUCAGUAUCUAAGCAACUGCCCCUCCCCUAACCCAACAACAGCCUAUUGAUAACAAGUUAGGGUUAAUGUUGGGUUAGGGGAGGGGUAGGUGGGCAGUUGCCCAGAUACUGAUAUUGAUCCCAUUUUUCUGUGUGUGUGUAACCGUCGGAAAGCGCGGAAUAAAGUUUGUGAGUUGUACAACGUCGUAAAAAUUAAUAAAUAGUUUUCA
Pocillopora verrucosa is the source of this 3504-nucleotide messenger RNA. Its product is annotated as fibroblast growth factor receptor 3. Gene Ontology annotation, biological process: protein phosphorylation; cell surface receptor protein tyrosine kinase signaling pathway; multicellular organism development. Gene Ontology annotation, molecular function: ATP binding; transmembrane receptor protein tyrosine kinase activity. The record is from RefSeq and is a predicted model, not a curated record. Lineage: Eukaryota; Metazoa; Cnidaria; Anthozoa; Scleractinia; Pocilloporidae. Gene Ontology annotation, cellular component: plasma membrane; signaling receptor complex.